This is a messenger RNA of Gilbertella persicaria, 3492 nucleotides long. Its product is annotated as P-loop containing nucleoside triphosphate hydrolase protein. The coding region runs from base 1 to 3492 and encodes 1163 amino acids. Lineage: Eukaryota; Fungi; Mucoromycota; Mucoromycetes; Mucorales; Choanephoraceae. The transcript has 6 exons. The record is from RefSeq and is a predicted model, not a curated record.
AUGAGAGACCACAGCAAAUCGACGGACUUUAAAAAAGUGCUGCAGGAAGCUCAACCAGGUACUUAUCUCUAUCAACUCAAAUUUAGUUUGCCCGAGUCUUUUUAUACCGAUGUCAUUCGUACAAAAGAUGCCUAUCGUAUUCGAAAUUUUAUACCUGACUUCUUGUAUAUCCUUCAAGAGAACAAAACCAAAAAAAUCAUGAUCAUUGAUGCCAAAUCAGCAAAAGAAAUGAGUAAAUCCCACCAAUUCCAAGUCGCUUCGUAUGCCUUUUGUCUGUCGUAUUUAAUCAAAGACAUACGAAAUUUGGAAAUCGAUGGGUUAGGUGGUGUCUGGUUACCUUCCGAUCUUGACUCGCCUGUGACUUUCCGUAUUGAUUUCCUAUUGAACAAGAUCAGAGCUGUCUAUCAAGACUCACUCGUCUCCAUUUCCAAAGAUCCUAAUCCAGACUGGGUGUUGAAUAAGAAAUGCGCCACAUGCAUCUUUAUCAAUAAGUGCAAGGCAGAUGCUGCUGGCACAGUGCGUUCUAUUCCGUACAUGAAUGAAGAAAAAGCAAGGCACCUCCGAGAAGAGACACCAGACAUUGAGGAUCUCGCUGAAUCACUUCAAAGUUUAAGAAUCAGCCAGCCAGUCAAUAAGGCCAGAACAGAAUAUCAAGAUUACGUAGACGCAUACAAUGACAAAAAACCAAGAUUCAAGGGCUAUGCCACUGUCUUGAUUGCAAAAGAAACAGAUCAUGCUAUCUAUAUCUAUCUUCAGAUGGAUGCGCGAUCAGAACGACCCUUUGUCUAUGGUCUUUCUGUCUUGGAUGCACAAGGCAUACAGGUAUCCCAGUUUUUUCAUGCUGUGGAUUAUCAAGCUCAUAUAGAGAAAGAACAAGAGACAUAUAGUGAAUUUGUAAAUAAUUUCAUACGUGAUCUAGUGUCUGUGUUAACGUACAUGCAUCAACGCAAAUCCCGCUGCUUGCUUUAUGUGUACAGUGAACAGGAGAAAAAGCAAAUCCAGAACUUUUUGUAUAAUCUUGUUGUAUCUGAAGGCAAAGAACUGGUUGGUGUCGACAAGGAAUACAUUCUCUCCAAUGCAAUGCGAUGCUUGGCCAUUCUUUUUCGCGAUAUACAGUUACUUGGCUUGCCUGGUAUUGUUCAUUUUCCCGACAUGGAUAGCUUGCUCUGUACAAGCUCAGUAGGUCGAUUCGUCUCUAUCGAAAAACUGCUGGAAGAUACCGUUGCCAUGGGCAUCCUGGCUUAUUACUCACUUGCUGAUGUGAUCCCAUGGAUGACAGACGAAGAAGAUACAGUAGUCGCUGCGCUAAAGAACCUUGAUUUGAAUAACUUUACUUACAGUAUCUGGAAAAAACCAGACUUAUUGACGCCUGGGGAACACAUGAAUUGUGCUACAGAAAAAACAAUUUUGGCUCGUUUUCUAUGCUUACAGCAAAUCAUGGCUAGUUAUUGGCAAUUAGCAAACGAUUACAUGGCAGUGCAUCAGAAAAACUUGUUUCCUUUGAUCUGUACACCUUUUCAAUGGCCUCAGAUACAAGCGUACAAACACCCAUUAUUAGCCAAAUUGGUCUUUUUCAAGCAGCUUGAAUGUAUCCAAUCAUGCGACCAGUUGAGAAUGGACCGGAUUCGAGACCUGUCUAAAUUAGAAAGAUUGGAUGAUCAACAAACAUUCGGUAGUUUAGUGCUGGAGUACGUUGGGGCUAUAGAGACAGGGAACCCGUAUGACGUUGGGCUUAUAUUCUCUGUCACUCCUUUGUUGAAUGGGCCUCAUUUGCAGACAAGGCUGGAGAAGCUCAAGUUUGAUACUUGGCGACGUUAUAUUCUAGUGGAAGAUAGUCGUGAGGGCAUUGUGGAAACCAUUCAAUAUUCCGAUUUGUUGUAUAUGAGUGCUGGCAAAUACAAAAAAAAAGGUAUUCGUUGUGUUGAUGUCAAAUCUGUCAGUCAAGACGAAAUUGUCUUGAUUGGUAAUCGUUGUAGUCCUCAACAGAGACGAUGGAGACUGUAUGAACGCUACAUGGACUUUACUACAAGUCAAUGCAUUGAGGCAUUAAAAUCCAUGGAUGCAGACGACCAAAUCAGUGAUGAUAUCAUGAACCUGAUCAAUGAUCCAAAUCGUUGGGCAGACGAGAAUGUCAUGGACGAUAUUGAUUUCAAGGCAAACAAUGCAGCAUUGCAGCUUCGAGAAAAAUUCUCCAUGUCGCCUUCUCAAAAGGACAUUUCAGCCAAUAUUUUCAAGAAACGGUUGCAAAUUAUAUGGGGCCCACCUGGCUCAGGCAAGACAGAAUUCUUGGCUUUGUUUGUAAACUGGUAUAUCAAAUGCUUUAAAGAGCAUCCUAAGAACAAGAGCAAGAAACUGAUGAUUGGCGUUACUGCUUUUACACGUGAAGCCAUCCUCAACUUACUGAAACGUAUUGAAAAAGUACAAGCCCGUCAUGGGUUUCAAGACUUGUUUUCUAUCAUGUAUGUCUGUGAUGGUCCACCCGAAAGUUUAGCUCAAUCCAGCAUCUUGUGUGAACGUUGGGAUUAUUCUAUCACCAAAGUCAACCAGUACAGAACACAAGAUCCUGGUCGCGUCUUUGUUGUGGGCGCCACGAAUUGGAAAUGGAACAAGAUCAGGGGUAAAUGGAAGACAUUUGAAGGCUGCAGUAUGAUGAUUAUGGAUGAAAGUACUCAGUUACUUGUUUCGGAUGCACUCUUGGCAGUUGCAUGCCUAAAGCGACCUAACGGAAAGUUAAUUGUUGCAGGUGAUCAUAUGCAACUAGGACCUAUUAUGAAGCACAAUUAUUCAGAUAUUCGAACGACUGUUCAAGACCCUAUGUUGUAUGGUUCUAUUCAACAAUGUCUUAUGCGUAACAGCAAGAACCAUGCCAUACCUAUCCGAGAAUUCUUGAUGCAAAAAGGUGCAUUGCAUGACUUUGGUCCUAAUACAUUGCAGCUAAAAGAUAAUUGGCGCAUGAAUGAAGGCUUGAAUCAGUUUUUUCAACAUGUCUAUGGUCCUGACUAUACAGCUCGUUAUCCAAGAAUCAAACUACACUUGGACUGGAAUCAACUUUCAAGAGACAUGGUUGAUCAUACACGCCUUCCACUGAUCAAGUCUAUCUUGGAUCCUCUUAAGCCUAUUUCCCUUGUCAAAUUGAAGCACACGACUGAGUAUGAUGCCAUUCAAGAAGAAGGUCGUAUGGUUCAAUUGAUCGUAGCAUAUUAUCUCUCCUCAAAAAUGAAAAAUGUGCCUCGUUCUGAAACUCCCAUCCAUAGGGAUCCGAACGAACCUAAUGUGAUGAUUGUCACACCAUACCAUCAACAGCGCAUUGAGAUACAGAGAAGGUUAAGUCAACUAGGGUCUCGGAUUAAAGUCGAUACGGUUGAGAAGAUACAAGGUCAAGAAUGCGAUUUGGUCAUUGCUUGUUUCACUUUUGUGAGAAGUGCUGCAUCGAGUUAUGAAUUCCUACGUGACUUUAGAAGAUGGAACGUUGCCUUAUCCAGAACAAGGUAA